AUUUGCUCACACCUUUACGUUGGUGCUGAAGAUGAGUACGCCAUUCGAGCGGAAACCAAGAUGAGCAACGUAGGAUCCCAAGUGACUUGUCGUAUUCAUAGAUGAUCGAGUCAAUUCAGUCCUAAGCUGGGGUACCUCGAAGCUGCGCACCCCUAGAAGCUGCGCGUUUCGCGUCGCUCUUAUUUAUCAACCACUUCGCUCAAUACCAUAACAACUCAAUCAAUUUAACGUCAACAUAGCUGCGUACGAGCAGAAGAUUCAAUGCGCGAUCGAUUCAUAUAACAACAACGAGUUUCCGUCCAUCCGAGCGACCGCGCGCGCGCACGUUGUCGCUGAAUCAACCCUCCGUUCACGUAUCAAUAGAAUCACAAAUCGACGUGUCGCUCACGCCUACGAACAGCGACUGACUUCGUAACAAGGGGCCUUCCUAGUUAACUAGAUACUUGAACAAGGGGCUUAAGGGUUCCCUCCUUCUCACGCUCGUGCUCGUAAGAUGGCUAGUCGAAUUCUCCAGCUUAACGGGGAUUUUCGGCCUCUUAGGAAGAAGUGGCUCACCAAAUUUAUACAAGGCCAUCCACGCAUCAGAUCUGUUAUUAGAAGGCCUAUUAAGGCAGCCCGUAUCAAUAGCACGCAUCCAGAUCUGAUCCGUAAGUUUUAUCAGUUAUUUCAAGAGGUGGUUCGGCAAUAUAACAUCUAGCUAUGUAAUACAUAGAAUAUAGAUGAACAUGGCAUUGCCCUCGGAGUCUGUGUCAAUUCAACAGUCAUCGGAGAUGCCUUACAACGCCGUGCGUACGUUAAAUCCCCUGAAGAUCGCGAAUGGGUCUCGAUUAUUGAAACUAUGUCAGGUACCGGUGGAUUUAUUCGACCCCUCGUGAUUUUCAAGGGAGCAGC
This is a messenger RNA of Aureobasidium subglaciale EXF-2481, 891 nucleotides long. RefSeq lists its product as uncharacterized. The record is from RefSeq and is a predicted model, not a curated record. The transcript has a single exon. Lineage: Eukaryota; Fungi; Ascomycota; Dothideomycetes; Dothideales; Saccotheciaceae. Bases 494 to 697 code for a protein of 67 amino acids.